Messenger RNA from Hyposmocoma kahamanoa, 1278 nucleotides. RefSeq names its product DNA polymerase subunit gamma-2, mitochondrial (gene DNApol-gamma35). Bases 21 to 986 code for a protein of 321 amino acids. The transcript has 6 exons. The record is from RefSeq and is a predicted model, not a curated record. Lineage: Eukaryota; Metazoa; Arthropoda; Insecta; Lepidoptera; Cosmopterigidae.
CAAAAACAAAGUCAAACAAAAUGAGACACGAAAUUCGUAAAGUAGUUUACCUACAUAAAUUCUUUGAUAUUAAAAAAUCAACCAAGAGUAUUGUCCAAUAUAGCUUAGAAAAACCAAGUCAAAUAUUGCUACAAAACAUACACAGUAAUUGGCUUCAAUCUUUGCAUUCGAAAAUACAUAAACAUAUGACUGUAUUUCUAAGCUCACAAUGCAAAGUAAAAAAAAUACCAUUUGGUUACAUAUCUGAAAACUUGCCUGAAUAUAGUGAGCUUUUGGAACAUGAUCUUAAUGAUUGUAUGCCAAAGAAAAGAUCGGAGUUGAGAUUCAGCCUUGUUAUUCCUGAGCAAGAUGUUAUGCAAUAUUUUAUUCAAUGGCAGAGAUAUAGAAAGUACUGGUGGAGUUCGAUUACAACAACACCAAGUGUAUUCAGCAUUGAUGAUAUCAAAUACGGAGAUAAGAGAGCUGAGGUGAACAUUGUAGCCAAAUUCCCAUGGGGUCAAGAAACUGUGGAAACUAUCACUGUUGCUUCUGAACAAAAUGAGGCUAAAGGAACAUCUACUCUAAAUUGUUCCAUGACACUCGAAAAUGCCUUAUUCGUAUUGCUAUUGGAUGCACUAACUAGCAUCACCAAAGAGGGAUACUUGCGACUUCACAGAAUGAUGGCACCAUAUCAAAUAUCAUUUGCUAUGGAUGAAGAAACAAAGAAAAAGGAGACUCUGAUUAAAUUAGCUGCUCUACUCGACCAUAGACUUAAUAAAAAGGGAAUAUCAACUUGGUUACCGGAUUUUUCUGUACCUAUGGAAUCUCAGAUUAAGGACAAUCUUCAGCUUGGUGUGGCAUACACAGCAGUUCUGAGUGAAAUGACCUUAGAAAAUGGUAUAUUUCACUUACUUAAUAGCAGUACUAUGGUAAAGGAACAAUUACACGUUGCAGAUUUCGAUCAUUACGCAGCUUUACUAUGUGGAAAACAUACUCCAAACGAAUAAAUAAUAGAAUAAAGGGUUGUAAGGUCAAUUUGUUUUUGUACAUCCAAACAAAACACCAUCUUCACUUUAAAAUUUUAUUUCACGAAUCCUUAUUUCAAGACAUUUAUGUUCUUAAGUUCUAUGUAACAAAAAUGUAAUUUUUGAUCUAACAUACUUUUUUUGCCUAACGAAUUCACCGUCUAAUAAAUUUAGUAUGACCACUUCAGAUACACGAUUUCGAUAAUGAAAACUCCCUUUACACGUAAAUAAAAAAUAAUAAAGAUUAAUUAUUUUGUUAUUUUAUUACAGUUAA